AUGAUUGUAUCUAAAGAGGUGGGCAAUGGGAUAUCAGAGGCACGUGGUGGAAACAUACCAACGAUGGAUGCGGAGACAUAUUACAGCGAUUGUGGCUUUAAAAUUGUCACAUUAUUGGAAAAUGCUGGCCAUUGCGGUGUCAGAUGGCCCACGACCCUGCGUCAGAGAUUAUAUCAAAGACAAAAAUCUUGGAAAUUGUCUAAAGUGUGCGAAAUUAAAAUGCGAAAUUCGGGAUAUAAUCCCCUUUGA
This is a messenger RNA of Plasmopara halstedii, 249 nucleotides long. RefSeq lists its product as uncharacterized. The record is from RefSeq and is a predicted model, not a curated record. NCBI's taxonomy places the organism in Eukaryota, Oomycota, Peronosporomycetes, Peronosporales, Peronosporaceae. Bases 1 to 249 code for a protein of 82 amino acids. The transcript has 3 exons.